AUGAGGCCGUUGUUUCUUAUGGGACACGCCCGUCCCCUGACAUGGGUGACGUUUAACCGCGACGGAGACCUCCUCUUCACUUGUGGCAAGGACGCCCGCUUGGCUGUCUGGUACUCUGAGAACGGCGAACGCAUUGGCACCUACGACUGCGGCAAGGGUGUGGUGUGGAACUGCGACUGCACUCUCGACAGCAAGCGCUUGAUCUGCGCGUCCGCAGACCAGAAAGUCAUGGUUUUCGACGUGUGCAGCGGCGCCAUUCUCCACGAAAUCCCCGAGGGCGGUCCCUGCAAAUUCGUUGAGUGGAACAGAAAGCCCGAUGAGCAGAACAAGUUCGUCGUCGUGCACGACGCCUUCGGCUCGCAGUCGACCAAGGCGAUCAAAGUUUGGCAGGCAAGUAAAGGGGAACUGGAUGGUCCGAACGGCAAGCCGCGACGCCUCUGGUCGCAGGACGACUACGCCAGCCGCUGCGUGCAGGUGCGCUGGGGCCCCUACGACCAGACCAUCAUCUCGUGCCACGAGAACGGCGACAUUAUGGUCUGGAACGCCGAGACUGGCGAGUACAUCAACGAGUUCCGCGCACACAAGCAGUUCAUCACGUGCCUUAGCUUCUCCGAGGAUCGCCUCCUCAUGCUCUCCAGCUGCUCGGACGGCUCGGCGAAGCUGUGGGACACCGUCGACUUCAAGUGCCUCAAGACCUACCAAACCGACAGACCGCUGAACGCUUGCGACAUCUCGCCGCGAUUCAACAAGAGUGGGGAGGAGCGCAAAUGUCACGUCAUGCUGGGAGGCGGUCAGGCAGCAGAGGAUGUCACAACGACCGCGAGUGGAGAAGGAAAGUUCGAGGCGCUCAUCUACCAUAUGGUGUAUCAGGAAGAGCUGGGAAGCUGCAAGGGUCACUUCGGUCCGCUGAACACUCUGUGCUGGAUGCCGGAUGGAAACGGCUAUGCCUCCGGGGGAGAAGACGGUUACGUUCGUAUCUAUCAUUUCGAUGAGACGUAUUUCACCGACAAGUUUGAGCCUUAG
Molecule: messenger RNA, 1023 nt
Organism: Besnoitia besnoiti
Lineage: Eukaryota; Apicomplexa; Conoidasida; Eucoccidiorida; Sarcocystidae
Product: putative eukaryotic initiation factor-3, delta subunit
Exons: 9
Coding region: 1-1023 (340 amino acids)
Biological process (GO): cytoplasmic translational initiation
Cellular component (GO): cytoplasm; eukaryotic translation initiation factor 3 complex, eIF3m
Molecular function (GO): protein binding; RNA binding; translation initiation factor activity
Source: RefSeq, a predicted model, not a curated record